AUGAAGGUCUUGGAUUGGUUGUGCGGGUAAGUAACAUAUAUUAAUUUAAUUGUUAAAAAUUAAUGUGUCGGGGAAAACAGCUUAUUAGAUUUUGCAGAUGCGAUGCACCGAACCGGGACGAGAGUGCUGCCUACCUCGCAGACACCAAGAGUGCUGGAGAUCUUCCUCAGAAGAAACCAGUGGUGUUAUGCACGGACCAGCCCCGCUCUGAUUGCCCCGUCGUCCCGCUGAAAACUCAGUUGCAAGCCACGUUGGAGGGAAAGGAAACCAGAAAGGGAAACGAUGCAAACGAGGUAAGGAAGGUGUGUUGUCCUCUGUGGGAUAUUUCAAUACUCCGGAUCGUUUGUUUUGUUUUUUAGGGCCUUUCAUUUUGUUAAGUAAAUUUUUAUUUUUUGUUCCUCUGUUGAUUUUCCUUUUUUAUUGUCACUGGUACUCCAUUUUAUCUAGUUUUGUGUUCGGUUUAUGGCUUUAUGAAUGCGAAUAUGCAUACGAAAUUGAGACCGGGACAGGAAACGGAAGGCACCCGGUUCUGAGUGGACUUUCUCUUCAUUUGCGAUCUUCCUUAUAGCGCCAUCUGACGUCGGUACAGCGUAGUUGAAGCUAUUUGCUGACGCAGCGGCGUUUUGUCACAGAUAAAUAUUUUGGAGAAAAUCUGUGACCGUUUUUUCUUGGCUAGCUGGAACAAAAACUUGUUUUCUGGGCAGAAAAUAACGUUUAAAAAUUUUCCUGCUUUUUGAGAGCAAUUUCGUCCUUUAAAAAUUGCUCCGAAAGAAUUUUGCUUUCUAAAAUCAGUGCUGGACAAAAUUAUAAACGCAGUUUAAAAAUUUCUGUAACUGUUUUUGUCGAUAGAAAUCAUAUUUGGCACCAAUGUGAAUUAGUGUCCUACAAAUCUUGUGCCAAAAAAUUAUUUCGUGAAAUUUCGAAAAUUUGGAAAACUAUUUUUGAAAAUUUUUCUUUGCGACAAGAUUUUAACCGCAUUCAAAAUCGGAAUCUCUUCGAAAUAUCGUAUACUUUUCUGUUGCAGACAUCGAAAACGGACAUCAAGUUUCCACUCCCUGAACAGAGAGAGAUGAUGAAACCCCUGAGUGUAAUCACUUUCUCAUCGAUCGAACAUAGUGUAAAUGCCUACAGAGAAUUAUGCCAAAAUGUUAAUAACGUGCUCAGCGAUCGGGUUCGUCGAAUGGAAACCCUUCUAGAGGACGAAACAGGCCUGCCAGAGGAAGUUGAAGAUGAUAUUCGGUUGGCUAGGGGCAAGAUGAUGGUCAUUAUGAAGAAUAAUCUCACGAAGUUUAGUAAAUUGGUUGAUGUAAGCAUUCCAAAAUACCGUUUUGUUAUUUGUGGAGAGUUCUAAAAUAAAGUUUUAGGUUGCUGAAGAUACAGAACAAGGAAUUGCCGACCUCACUGGAUUCUGGGGCCUGGUUCAUGCUGAAUUAGAAGAUAUAAAAAGAGCUUGUGGCCGAGUUGAGGCGGCCAGACUGAACGCAUGGCAAGCGGUACCGAGACCUUCGCCACCAACGUCCAGAACUCCAGCCAUGAAGAGAGUUCAGACAGCCAACAAAAGUGGUACAUCUACUCCAACUAACAGAACACCUAAACCAACUCCUAAGACAAAUCCCAAGUUGAGGGAAUUUAUGGCACAGAAAAGAAAGGAAAUGCAAGAUAGUAUGGUCAACGGCGAGCCACAAACAGUUGCCUGA
Molecule: messenger RNA, 1697 nt
Organism: Bursaphelenchus xylophilus (pine wood nematode)
Lineage: Eukaryota; Metazoa; Nematoda; Chromadorea; Rhabditida; Aphelenchoididae
Source: the annotation of a GenBank genome assembly